Molecule: messenger RNA, 2520 nt
Organism: Striga asiatica
Lineage: Eukaryota; Viridiplantae; Streptophyta; Magnoliopsida; Lamiales; Orobanchaceae
Source: the annotation of a GenBank genome assembly
CAUUUUUCUAUAUACUUUUCAUCACUCAAUUUUGCUAUGGACAAAUUACCCGCUUUCCUCUCCACUGAUUGUCGAGUGACUCGAGUCUUGACCAUUAGCAUCCACAUCUUUCAGCUCAAUCUCAUUCUCAGCAUAAACACACAGCUUACUCCUGUCAGUGUGUGUUCUUUUUGUUGCUUAAAAGCUUCCGACCAAUGGCGGCCCGGAAAAUAUCUGCCGCCUCUGCCAGGACCCAUACCCGCGGACCCAAGGCAACAGCUGCUUCAAAAUUCUCAGGGAUAUUGAGGAAAGUCUUGUUAGUUGGGUUUGUGGGGCUUUUAGCUUGGGCUUACCAGGCAACGAGACCUCCACCGCCAAAGAUAUGUGGCUGGACAAAUGGGCCCCCAAUUACAGCACCGAGAGUACACCUUAAGGACGGUAGACAUAUAGCCUAUCAAGAAGUUGGUGUACCAAAAGAAACCGCAAAGCAUAAGAUUGUGUUUAUCCAUGGGUUUGAUUCAUGCAGGCACCAUGUUUCAGCAUUAGCUGGCCGCCUCUCCCCUGAUAUAAUUGAAAGUGAAGGGAUCUACAUAGUCUCGUUUGAUAGGCCUGGUUAUGGAGAGAGUGAUCCUCACCCUACACGAACGGUCAAGAGCUUGGCUUUGGAUAUUGAGGAGCUUGCAGAUCAGUUGGGUUUAGGACCCAAAUUUUAUGUCGUUGGAUUUUCCAUGGGUGGCCAGGUUGUGUGGAGUUGCCUCAAGUAUAUUCCUCACAGCUUCUACUACACCAAACCACUUCCGAUAAAGGGAGUGGUAAGACAACAAGGAGAGUUUGAGAGCCUUCAUCGUGACUUGAUGAUUGGGUUUGGAAAAUGGGAAUUUGAUCCAACGGAUAUCGAGAAUCCAUUUUCGAACGGUGAAGGUUCAGUUCACUUGUGGCAAGGGGAUGAAGAUCGUCUUGUCCCAGUGGCCUUACAACGUUACAUUGUUGACAAAUUGCCUUGGAUUCAGUAUCACGAGCUGCAGGGCGCGGGACAUAUGAUUUUGCUAGCCGAUGGUAUAUCGGACUCGGUUGUACAAGCACUUCCUUCGAACUUGGAGAAUCCUCUUCCAGAGGUAUCUGUUUCUGUAAUGGCGGCUGGGCCGUCCCGGAAAAUAUCCGCCGCCUCUGCCAGGGCUCACACCCGCAGACCCAAGGCCAAGACUGCUUCCAAAUUCUCAGAUGAAGUGUCUGUUUUUUCACAUCGGAGUGAAGAUCUAAUGAUUGGAUGUUGCCCGAUAUCUGAGAAUGAUUAUGGGAUAUUCAAGAAAAUAUUGGUUGUUGUAUUUGUGGGGCUUUUAGCUUUGGCGUAUCAGGCAAUAAGGCCUCCAUCUCCAAAGAUGUGUGGCUCAGCAAACGGGCCCCCAGUUACAGCUUCGAGAGUACAGCUUAGAGAUGGUAGAUACUUGGCUUAUCAAGAAUUCGGUGUACCAAAAGAAAUCGCAAAGCACAAGAUAGUUUUUAUCCAUGGGUUUCGUUCUUGCAGGCACGAUGUUUCUACAUUAACUGCCUACCUUUCCCCGGAUAUAGUUGAAAAUGAUGGAAUCAGCAUCAUCUCGUUUGAUAGGCCUGGUUAUGGCGAGAGUGAUCCUCACCCUACACGAACAGUCAAGAGCUUGGCUUUGGAUAUUGAAGAGCUUGCAGAUCAAUUGAGUUUAGGAUCCAAAUUUUAUGUCAUUGGAUUUUCCAUGGGCGGACAGAUUGUAUGGAGCUGCCUCAAAUAUAUUCCUCAUAGAUUAGCAGGAGCAGCUCUGAUUGCGCCAGUUGUCAAUUAUUGGUGGCUUGCAUUUCCUUCUAACCUUUCUCGACCUGCGUAUUUGUUGCAGCCGAAGCAAGACCAGUGGGCCCUACGUGUAGCUCAUUACUUGCCAUGGCUUACUUACUGGUGGAACACCCAAAGAUUUUUCCCUGUUUCGAGUGUUAUUGCUGGGGACCUCAUAAAUUUUUCGGAUCAAGACAAGGAACUGCUUCCAAGACUAAUUUCCAUAAAAAAAGAAUAUCAGGAGGUGCCAACUCAGCAGGGGGAGUUUGAGAGCCUUCAUCGUGAUACGAUGAUCGGGUUCGGAAAAUGGGAAUUUGAUCCAACGGAUAUCGAGAAUCCAUUUCCGAAUGGUGAAGGUUCGGUUCACUUGUGGCAAGGGGAUGAAGACCGUUUAGUUCCGGUUUCACUACAACGUUACAUUGCUGAAAAGCUGCCAUGGAUUCAUUAUCAUGAGCUGGCGGGCGCAGGUCAUAUGUUUCUGUUGGCUGAUGGGAGAGCAGAUUCGGUUGUAGAAGCGCUUGUAGCUUGAAAGGGCUUUUGUUUCGUUUUUGUUUUGCCUGUAUUUGUAUUUGGUACUUAUGUCCAUUUCAGAAGUUUCGUCCCAAUGCUGAAUUUUAUACGGUGUGGUGUGUUGUUUGCAGAGAACUUUUACACAGAACGUUUAAAAUUGGGACGUAGCAUGUUCAUGGCUCAAAUAAAAUAUUUAUAUUUGCAGUAAAUAAAUAUCGAGUAUCUUAUCA